AUGAAAUAUAAAUGCCGUAUAAUUAAGAUUAAGGGAAAUGUGAAUGGUUGUUCAGAAUUCACCGAUGAACAGCGAGAAUUCCGUGAAGUUGCUCGUAAAUUCGUUCGAGACGAAGUUAUACCUGUGGCUAUGGACCUCGACAGAACUGGAGAAUUUCCAUGGAAUGUUUUAAAGAAAGCACACGCUACAGGGCUGAUGAAUACUGAAAUUCCCACUGAAUACGGGGGAUUAGGCUUGGAUACAAUAACAAAUGCAAUUUUAAGCGAAGAAUUAGGUUAUGGCUGUGCUGGAAUUUGUACGGCUAUAAUUACAAACGGCCUUGCUGAGACCCCCUUAAUAAUUGCAGGUUGCGAUGAACUUAAAAAGAAAUAUCUUUGUCUAAGUGAACCUGGUGCUGGCUCUGAUGUUGCUAAUAUUCAAACAAAAUCCGAAAAAAAAGGCAACGAAUACAUUAUUAAUGGCUCUAAGAUGUGGAUUACAAAUGCUGGUCAUGCAAAUUGGUUUUUUGUCUUAACUCGAAGCGAUCCCGAUCCAAAAGUACCAAUUACCAAAGCAUUCACAGCAUUCAUUAUUGAUGGUGAUGCAACUGGUGUUAGUCGAGGCAAAAAGUGUGCAUCAGAUACUCGUGGAAUCACCUUCGAAGAUGUACGAGUGCCAGCAUCACAGGUAGUCGGUGCACCUGGUGAUGGUUUCAAAAUAGCUAUGAAAACAUUUGACAGAACUCGACCAUUGGUGGCUGCAAUGGCAACUGGUUUGGCAUCUCGAUGUCUUGACGAAGCAAGCAAAUAUGCUCUUGAACGAAAAACAUUUGGUUCUGCUAUCGCCAAUCAUCAGGCGGUCGCUUUCAUGUUGGCCGAUAUGGCCAUAAAUUUGGAGCUUUCUCGUUUAAUAACUUAUCGAAGUGCUUGGGAAGUCGAGCAAGGCCAUGUCGGUUCGUAUUUUUCGGCUAUAGCCAAAUGUUUCGCAGCUGACACCGCAAAUAUUACUGCCUCAAAUGCCGUGCAAAUUUUUGGUGGAAAUGGUUUCAACUGCGAAUAUCCAGUAGAAAAAUUGAUGCGUGAUGCUAAAAUAUUUCAAAUUUAUGAAGGAACAAGUCAAAUCCAACGUAUUGUUAUCUCAAAACUUCUACUGAAACGAGUUGGUGAAAAAUUGUCGGAAAAUCAGCGACAGUGUCGAGAUGUCGCACUAAAAUUUGCGAAAGAAGAAAUACUUCCUGUUGCUGCUCAAUACGAUCGAACCGGAGUAGUAAGUAUUCAUGAACCUUUUAUUUGUGGGUCCGUCAGUGGAGAUAGACCUGUAGCAUCUGGAUUUCACUUUUCAUGUUUUUUUAAGCGACAGAAAUGUAUUGUGUUUCCAUGGAAUAUUAUAAAAAAGGCACAUGCCACUGGCUUAAUGAAUUGUCAGAUUCCGGCGAAAUAUGGUGGGGCAGGAUUGUCGACAUUAGAGACGGCUUUAGUCGUUGAAGCUUUGGCUUAUGCAUGCACAGGGAUACAACUAGCAAUAAUGGGACCAUCGCUUGCUAUGGCUCCUAUAUAUAUUGCUGGGACUGAAGUACAGAAGAAAAAAUAUCUUGGAAUGCUUGCUGCUGAACCAUUUAUUGCUUCCUAUUGCGUAACUGAACCUGAAGCUGGGUCUGAUGUAUCUGCUAUUAAGACAAAGGCAGAAAAGAAAGGAGAUUCCUAUGUUAUAAAUGGUUCAAAAGCUUGGAUCACUGGGGGUGGCCACGCUAAAUGGUUUUAUGUGCUUGCUAGGACCGAUCCUGACCCAAAAGCACCUUCUAGGAAAGCUUUUACUUCAUUUAUCGUUGAUGGUGAUGCAUCUGGUAUCACUCGUGGAAAAAAAGAAAUGAAUAUGGGUCAGCGGUGUUCGGAUACAAGAAUGAUUACAUUUGAAGAUGUUGUUGUCCCAAAAGAGAAUAUAGUUGGCUCACCAGGCGAAGGAUUCAAAAUCUCAAUGAGUGCUUUCGAUUUGACGAGACCAGGUGUUGCAGCUGGCGCUGUGGGUCUUUCAUGGCGUGCUUUGGAUGAAGCAUCUAAAUAUGCAUUAGAAAGGAAGACAUUUAGUGUUCCUAUUGCUCAGGUUCAAUUGUUUUUGCGGAUGGAAGUUUUAAAAUUUCUUGAACUCAUUUUCUAUUCUCUGCUACUUUUUUUUUCUUUUUUUCUUACGCUAUUUUUUGAAGGUCAAAUUUUCUAUAACAAUUGA
Messenger RNA from Dracunculus medinensis (Guinea worm), 2202 nucleotides. The record is from the annotation of a GenBank genome assembly. NCBI's taxonomy places the organism in Eukaryota, Metazoa, Nematoda, Chromadorea, Rhabditida, Dracunculidae.